This is a messenger RNA of Xylaria bambusicola, 2496 nucleotides long. RefSeq names its product aspartic peptidase domain-containing protein. NCBI's taxonomy places the organism in Eukaryota, Fungi, Ascomycota, Sordariomycetes, Xylariales, Xylariaceae. Gene Ontology annotation, biological process: proteolysis. Bases 1 to 2496 code for a protein of 831 amino acids. The record is from RefSeq and is a predicted model, not a curated record. Gene Ontology annotation, molecular function: aspartic-type endopeptidase activity. The transcript has 4 exons.
AUGUCGAGGAGGCAUUUUAUUCUGGCAGUCGUCGGGACGCUGUCACUCAUACCCAGUCUUGGUCGCGCCGCCGAUGUGCCUGCCGCAGUAUGGCUUGAACCCUCAUUGCACUGGCAUGGUAUCGAUGGUAAUUGGUCGUCAACAACGCUCUUCGUCGGCGAGCCUGCUCAGGAAGUUGAUGUUGUUGUGAGCACAAGUCUAUCCGAAAUAUGGGUGGUAGAGAAUAGUGGGUGUGCAAGUCCUCUAUGUAAUGAUGCUCGGGGAGGUGUAUUCGAUAGAAACGCGUCAACAAGCUGGUCGCCCAUGGGACUAUGGCAACUUGGACUGAAGGCGAUUGGCAUACACGCCAAUGGAGACUACGCAAAGGAGACGGUUGUGGUAUACGAUAGUGUUCGGCGAUGGCAAACGUCAUUUGACAAACUACUUGUUGCUGGCAUCAACGACACUUCUGCUUAUACAGGUUUCUUUGGUCUCGGAAUAACAGAAGGAAACUUCGGUGGUGUCGUGGCACAAGGUCCAAUUACAUCAUUAGUACAACAGAGUGGAACAAUACCAAGCCAUAGCUACGGGUACACGCCAGGAGCCUAUUAUGCUGGCGCGAACGGUGUCCCAAUGUCUUUGACAUUAGGCGGUUACGAUGCCAACCGUUUCGAACCUCACGAUACUCGGUUCAGUCUGAACUCUACCACACGACAGCCUCAGGUUCUGGUACGAGCUAUCACAGCAUCAGUAUCAGAUGUCGAACAAGCACCCACAGAGUGGUCCACCGCAUCGAUGCCUUUGUUGUCAUACAAUGAAUCUGUCACGGCUAUGAUUGAUAGCUCAACUCCCUACCUGUGGCUCCCAUCACACGUUUGCGAUCGCUUCGCCAGCGCUCUCAAUCUUACUUGGAACGAAACUCUCGGGCUAUACGUGUUCUCAAACAACGACGUCUUGGAUAGUUAUAGAUCAGCGCCUGGGUUAUCGUUCACAUUUACGUUCUCAAGUGCAGACAACACGGGUAACUUUGGGGCGCCAACAAACAUGACUGGCAUAGUCAACAUUACGGUUUCUGCAAACGCGUUUAUACAAAGUCUUCAAUAUCCAUUCAUGAACCACAUAGACUACGGCGCACCAGCAAUUCCGUACUUCCCGUUAAAACGAGCCGAGAAUAGUAGCCAACUAACUAUAGGACGCUCAUUCUUGCAGGAGGCUUACAUGAUAACCAACUAUGAGACAAGCACGUUCUCAAUCCAUAAGGCUCGAUUUCCUGAUAAUCCACUGAGGAACACGUCGAUUUUUACCAUUGCCCACUCACUAAAUAGCCCCUAUCCUGGACCCCCUAUCAAGGAAGAGUCAAAAGGCAUUACGCAGAACCAAAUAGCCGGUGUUGUAGUUGGCCUGUGCUUAGGAGCAAUUGCUCUUGUUACGACUAUAGUGCUUGUGCGACGGAGAAAGAGGGCGUUUAAGGACAAUGGGAACGAGAAUGAGCCGCAGGAAUACAAGGAGAAAUACUGUGCGGCAGAACCGGAAUCCCCCAUAAGUCCCACUACAAUGACUUUGUUUCGAAUGAAGACGCGAGCUAAGAGUUGCCCGAAGAAGACAACUCAGGCUGAGGGCCCUGUUGACGCACAUGAAGUAGGUGCGGACUGGAGCCACGAGCGCUACGAAAUGCCGGCUCAAAUGCCUGUUGAACUAGACGCAACCGAUACAACGACGAGUGCAUAUUUCGCAGUCCCCGCUGGAGAAGACACCCUUGGCGAAAAUUCUUAUAAACGGCCACAGCAGUGGGCUCAGUUGACUCAGCCAGCUGAUUCAGAAGACCAAUCGAAAUCGUCGGGCGUCAAUAGCAGGGCUGCUCACGUACCACCGCCCAUUAACACGCAAUAUCGGGAUAGCCCUUCACCUACAUCGAGUCCAACUCAGGAGAAUGACAUAAGCAGAAUGCCUUCUCCCAUAACACCUCGUAGCGACGGCUCCACUUACUUCGGAGACUAUCCUUCUCCUAUAGCUGGCUUCUUUCCAGCCCGAACCUUAUCUAGAUCUACUAUUUCAAACCCCACUAUGGCUUAUACACCGCCAUCACCAACAGGUGCCAGCGAUUCGACAAUGCUUGCGCGCUCAGCCUCCUCAGUCACAUCCAUUAGAUCCCAGGCAACAGUCUCUGUUCCACAGCCGCCGAUCCAGAGGACUCCGAUUGACUCUACAAAUGUCGUAUGUCUUGGACCAUUGCCCGACAAUGUUCGAUUUCCACACCAGAUGAUGGUGCAACGACCACCCGGCUCCCAGAACCACGAUCUCGUCUUACCCACAAUGCCCACUAUUGCCUCUGAAAACCCUUCAAGACGGCACUCUACUGCUGACACAUUGGGGAGCAAUUUUACGCUCGAAGAAGAGGCAAGAGUAGCAGCAGUGACUCGGGGCGACGCCGCUUGUGGGAGAAUAGAUGGCUUUGAUAUUGUGCAUGUUCCCCAGAUGGCGCAUAGACGUUAUAGCUGGGAAGAAGAAGAACGGUGA